AUGGCCAGCCGGGGUGGGGGCCGGGGUCGUGGCCGGGGCCAGUUGACUUUCAACAUGGAGGCUGUGGGCAUUGGGAAGGGGGAUGCUUUGCCUCCACCUACCCUGAAGCCUUCUCCACUCUUCCCUCCCUUGGAGUUCCGCCCAGUGCCUCUGCCCUCUGGAGAGGAAGGGGAAUACGUCCUGGCACUGAAGCAGGAGCUACGAGGGGCCAUGAGGCAGCUCCCCUACUUCAUCCGGCCAGCUGUCCCCAAGAGAGAUGUGGAGCGUUACUCAGAUAAAUAUCAGAUGUCAGGGCCGAUUGACAAUGCCAUCGAUUGGAACCCUGACUGGCGACGUCUACCCCGGGAGCUGAAGAUCCGGGUGCGGAAGCUGCAGAAGGAGCGGACUACUAUCCUACUUCCCAAGAAGCCCCCUAAGACCCCAGAAGAUAAGGAGGAAACAAUACAGAAACUAGAGACCCUGGAGAAGAAAGAGGAAGAAGUUACUUCAGAGGAAGAUGAGGAGAAAGAAGAAGAAGAAGAGAAGGAAGAGGAAGAAGAAGGGGAGUAUGAUGAAGAAGAACAUGAAGAGGAAACUGACUAUAUCAUGUCAUAUUUUGACAAUGGAGAAGACUUUGGGGGUGACAGUGAUGAUAACAUGGAUGAAGCUAUAUACUGA
Orycteropus afer afer is the source of this 657-nucleotide messenger RNA. RefSeq names its product RNA polymerase III subunit GL (gene POLR3GL). Gene Ontology annotation, biological process: transcription by RNA polymerase III. The transcript is spliced from 7 exons. NCBI's taxonomy places the organism in Eukaryota, Metazoa, Chordata, Mammalia, Tubulidentata, Orycteropodidae. The coding region runs from base 1 to 657 and encodes 218 amino acids. The record is from RefSeq and is a predicted model, not a curated record. Gene Ontology annotation, cellular component: RNA polymerase III complex.